Molecule: messenger RNA, 1558 nt
Organism: Eurytemora carolleeae
Lineage: Eukaryota; Metazoa; Arthropoda; Copepoda; Calanoida; Temoridae
Product: inhibitor of growth protein 1
Exons: 3
Coding region: 54-902 (282 amino acids)
Biological process (GO): positive regulation of DNA-templated transcription
Cellular component (GO): nucleus
Source: RefSeq, a predicted model, not a curated record
UCACUAUCAGACAUCUUAGUUCGUUCUGGAAGAGAUUAAAACACUAGGUAAAGAUGCAGAACCAGGCAGCUGUUGAAGCAUUGUACUCCGCAACCUUCGUCGAGGACUACUUGGACUACGUGGAGAAUGUCCCUGAUGAUAUACAGAGGAUUCACACCAGGCUCAGGGAGCUGGAUAUGCGACAACAGCAGGAUGUUCUAUCUGAGUUGGAUAGUCUGGUGGAACAGUUUGAAGAUACUAAAGAUCCUGUAGCACAGAAGCGUCUUCUUAACAAGAUGCUCCUUCCCCUCAUAGCAUCCCAGGAUAUAGGAGAUGAUAAGAUCCAACUAGUUCAAGGCAUGACGGACAUUAUUGAGAAUAAAACUAGACAAUUAGACCAUGAUAGUCAGAACUUGGACUUUGGACGGGGGGAGGAGGAGGAGAAGGGGAAGGUGAAGGAGGAGAAGAGUGAGAAGGGCGUGAAGAGAAAAAAAGUGAAGGAGGAGGAGAAGGUUGAGGAAAGUACAAAUAUAAAAAUAAGCACUCCUGGCGGUAAAAAGGUGAAGAAAAUGAUCGCUCCACCCUUGCCUUCUAACUCUCACAAGAAGCGAGGAGCUGGGCGGAAGGUUGAGCGAGAAAGAUCCGCCUCCCCGCCAGAGUUAAAGAACAUCGAUAUCGAUCCUGAUGAGCCGACAUAUUGUCUCUGCGAUCAGGUCUCUUACGGUGAGAUGAUCGGGUGUGACAACGAUCUAUGUCCGAUCGAAUGGUUUCAUUUCAACUGUGUUCAGUUAAGUGGUAAACCAAAAGGAAAAUGGUUCUGUCCUAAGUGUAGGGGAGAGAAACCAACCGUGAUGAAACCUAAAGCACAGUUUCUCAAGGAGCUCGAGAGAUUUAAUAAGGAGAAGGAGGAUAAACUAAAAUAAAACGGUGAAGAAAAAAUUUCUUUUUUUCCAACUUUGACGGACAAUUUGUUGAAUUUAAAGAAGUAUUGUUUGAAGGUUGCAUGUAUAAAUAAAGUCAGUUAAAAUUGUACCUGAAGUGUUCCUUGGUUUUAAUGUUCCUGUAAUGCCAGUUACAAUUAACAUGAACUACACAGGAUUUAAGAAGUUUUUAAUAAAAAUGUCAAAUUGUGAUGAAAUGGGUUUAAAUGUAUAAGUUAUCAUCGUAAUUUAGUAAUACUCAUCAGAAAAGGGUCAUUAACAAUGAACAACAGUGUUCUUUAAAAUUUAAUGAGUUAGAUGUUCAGCCUUCCCCCCCCCCCCCCCCUCUUGGUUUGUUUUCUGUGAGAGUUGGUUUCUAUUACAGAACUUUCCAAUGUAUGAUUUACUAAUAGUAUUUAUUGAUGAUUUACAAUUUGAUAUAUCACCAAAUAUCAAAUUAAUAUAAGCAAUUCAUUUUGAUAUCUUAAAAUGCAGUUUCACGAUUUAAAACAUGUUUUUUGGGUGCAUAAAUAUUAAACAUUGCAUUUUAAAUCAAAAGUUUAAGUUCUGUCCUAUUUGGGCAGAGUAAAAGGAAGGCUAGAGAAUUGCAUGUUAAUUCAUUUCUCCAAAUGGAAAGAUUCCUUACAUAAACUUUCAGA